Phalacrocorax carbo (great cormorant) is the source of this 4063-nucleotide messenger RNA. Lineage: Eukaryota; Metazoa; Chordata; Aves; Suliformes; Phalacrocoracidae. The record is from RefSeq and is a predicted model, not a curated record.
UGCGGGCCUGUGGGGAGGGGAAGGCGGCCGGGCCGGGCCGGCGCUGAGCCCGCGGCGGGUGGUAGCGGAGCCCCCAGGGAGCGGGGAGGGACCGCGGCCGACGGCGUGGCCUCUGGGCCCCAGUGGGGUGAGACUGGCCUCCAUUCCUGUAAAGAAGCAGGUGUCUCUGUGAUGAAAUCCUGAUGCAGUUUUGAUUCAGAUUUAUUGUUUGAAUUGUUGAAGAUGUCAUCAGGCCUUACAGAGGAACAGAAGAGAAGAAUUGAAGAGAACCGCCAGAAGGCUUUGGCUAGGAGAGCAGAGAGGCUAGCGGCCCAGAGGGUUGGGCAGGUGGGGAUUGCUGGACCUCAGGUGAAAGAACAGAGUCUGGGCAAUCAGGGAAACUUGAAGGAAGAAAACAAUCAUGUCAGAUUCAUUAGCCAGCAUCAACAGAGUCCAAACAGUCCUGCAGAGCGGAAGAGCUAUCUUCAGAAAUAUUAUAAUCAUCAUAGUGCAAAUCAGCAGAUGGCUGGUUCACAUGGAAAGCAAAAAAAUAAUUGUUCAGAGGACUCAGAACAAGCAAGUGGCAUUAAGCAGUUCCCUACAAUAAACCCAAAAUCUCCGAGUUAUUCCCAUACACAUUACUUGAAUACUGGUGGUCAGGAACAUGGACAGCAAGCUUUAAUUAAUCUUGGUAAAUUCCAGCAGCCCAAAUGCUACCCAGCUUUCAAAAACCCAACAGAACCAUCUUGUCCUACGUUAAUUGAUAACGGGCACCCUGAUGGUAGUAAAGUUUCACAAAAUCAGAACAAAUAUGCCAUAAAAUAUGUUUCAUCACUGAGCAGUGCCACUCAGAGUGAUUCAGAAAUGAUGAUAAACACGAGCAGACCAACAGAAAGAGAAGGGGGAGGUGGUGCCUCUCUGGCCAGCGGUAGCAUGCAGAAGCUGACCAGCUCUGCUGGUACAGGCUCUACCUUUGAAGUUGCCUCUUGCAACAAAGCAAAUAGUGUUACAAAUGGAAAAUGUGUGAAAUAUGGGGAAGACCGAUUCCAGGUUGAAAUCGGGUAUAAUGCUGAACUCAUUGCUGUGUUUAAGAAGAUACCAAGCAAAAGCUAUGAUCCUGCUAUGAAAAAAUGGAAUUUCAGCCUGGAAGAUUACAGCAGUUUAAUGGAAGCAGCAAAUCAACUUUCGUCAGUAAUUCUGGCACCACUGGAAGGAGAAAAUGCAGUUGGCUUGCCAUCAGGCUCUCAUUUCGUUGGCAGUGGGGUUGAUGUGAAAUCUCUCUUGAAUAUGUGUAAGAACUGGAAGAAACCCUCGGCCCUUGUCAAAGGGAAGUGUGUGCUGAUCUCUCGCUUGCGGUUUGAGGUUGAUAUUGGGUAUUCUGCAGAAGCGAUUGGAGUGUUCAAACAGAUGGAUUCCAGAAAUUAUGAUAUGAACACCAGAAAGUGGAAUUUCCUGCUGGAGGACUAUCCCAAACUAAUGGAAGUGUUACAGAAGCUUGUGUCAGUAGAAGUGGAGCCGCUGCCUGAUGCAGUAAUAAAAACCUUUGCUGCUCAAAUACAGAGAUCUACAUCACAGACAGACAUUCCUGAUGCUGACCUUUCAAUAGUGGACUCCAAAAUUGUGACGAGCCUCAUGCCCUUUCAGCGGGAAGGUGUGAAUUUUGCAAUUUUGAGAAACGGGCGUUUACUUCUUGCGGAUGACAUGGGCUUGGGCAAGACCAUCCAGGCGAUCUGCAUUGCUGCGUAUUACCGAAAGGAAUGGCCCUUGCUGGUGGUGACUCCUUCUUCUGUGAGGUUUACAUGGGCAGAGGCAUUUCACAGGUGGCUUCCAUCCUUGAGUCCAGGUAGCACCAAUGUCAUAGUGACUGGCAAAGACAACCUAACAGCAAGCUUGAUCAACAUCAUCAGCUUUGACCUCCUCAGCAAGAUGGACAAGCCACUUAAGAGCACUUUCCAAGUAGUUAUUAUUGAUGAAUCUCAUUUCCUAAAGAACAUAAAAACUGCACGGUGCCGAGCUGCCAUGCCUCUACUCAAGGCUGCCAGGAGAGUGAUCUUGCUUUCAGGAACGCCUGCCAUGUCACGGCCUGCAGAGCUCUACACACAGAUCAUGGCUGUCCAGCCAGCCUUCUUCCCGCAGUUCCACUCCUUUGGGCUACGCUACUGUGAUGCCAGGAAGAUGCCAUGGGGUUGGGACUACUCUCGAUCAUCCAACUUAACUGAACUGAAAAUUUUGCUAGAAGAGUCCAUCAUGAUCCGACGUCUGAAAUCAGAUGUGCUUUCCCAGCUCCCAGCAAAGCAACGCAAAAUGGUUGUGGUGGCUCCUGAAGGCAUUAGUGCAAAGACCAAAGCUGUCUUGGCAGCUGAGGCAGAGAAUAUGGCCAAAGGAUAUGGAAGUAAACAACAAGAGAAAACAGCUCUUCUCCUCUUCUACAGCAGAACAGCUGAAGCUAAAAUCCACUCAGUUGUAGAAUACAUCCUGGAGUUACUGGAAAGUGGGAAUCAUAAAUUCCUGGUGUUUGCUCAUCACAAGGUAGUGCUGGAUGCAAUAGUUGCAGAGCUGGAGAAGAAACAUGUUGAAUACAUUCGCAUUGAUGGCUCAACAUCUUCAGCCGAGCGGCAGUCUCUGUGCCACAAGUUCCAGUCCUCAGAGAAGCAGGUUGUGGCUGUCCUGUCCCUCACUGCUGCAAACAUGGGCCUGACGUUAUCUGCUGCAGAACUGGUGGUGUUUGCAGAACUCUUCUGGAAUCCAGGGGUUUUGAUCCAAGCUGAAGAUCGGGCACAUCGGAUUGGACAGACCAGCUCUGUUAAUGUUCACUACCUGGUGGCUAAAGGCACAGCAGAUGACUACUUAUGGCCAAUGAUUCAAGAGAAAAUCAAAGUGCUGGGGGAAGCUGGUCUUUCGGAAACCAAUUUCUCCAAAACAGCUGAAUCCACUAAUUACUGCCGUAAGCCUGAUUCAAAGCAGAAGACCAUCUACGACCUUUUCCAGAGGACCUUCUCUGAGAGCAAAGAUGACACUGAUGAAGUCUUGCUUUUGGAGGCAGCUGAUGCUUGCUGUGAGUUUGACUCUGGCAGUGCCUUGCAAGAUACAGAAGGAGAGGCACAUUCAGUGAGUCCCCCCAAAAAGCGGCGUAUUGAGGAGUUUCUAGAAGUGUAAUAGUGACAGCAAAAGAGAAGGUGGCUAAGAGAUUUUUUUUUUAAUUAAAAAAAGCAAAACCAAAAGCAAUCAAGUUUUUUUUUAGUUUUCAAAAAUAAAAGACUUUUUCUGUAUCUCUAGUGCAUUUCAUCUCAAAGGAUUAGAAGGCAAUCUGACAGUGUGACAGAUGAGCGGCACACACCUGGCAGCCUGUAGGUUUUGCAGUCCUGGUUUUGCUGAUGACCGAGUGGCCAUGGGCAAGUAGCAUGCUGCUUUGUUUCAGCAUGUAAGGUUCCACAGUUGUUUUGUUUAAAAAGCAGGUAAUGGUUGUCUGUCCACAGGGCAGAACUGUUGUGAAAACUAACUUCUCAGCAGCUGCAGAGUGCUUUUAACACUGUUAUCGGUCUUCCAUCUCUAAGAAUUUUAGUCUGUAUUUGUAGUCAGUUCAGUGGCAAAAUUUGACCCCUACUUGGGUCUCUCACAGACUGGAUCUCUGGGAUGCAGUUUGGCAGUGAGGAGAAAAGAUCCGGACAUGUCUUGAUGUUUUGUGGAGAUGGAGGAGAGGGGGAAGAAUGACAGAUUUUUGUUUGUGCAGAGCAGUCAGUAACUUGAAACUAAGUAGUAUAACUGUCUGCUAGGAGGUGUGUGUUGCCUGUUAUGCACAUGUCUGCCUGAGCACACUGAUCUGUGGCCUCAUCUGCUAAACCUUAGGACCUGCUCCAUGGCAUGUGCUUCUUGUCUCAGUGGACAGUGAAGCUUGCACUGACUGCCAAGGAUUAAGCCCGGCUGCUCAGGAAGGCUGUGUAUUUGUUUCCUUCAAGGCUUGAGACUGAUUUCCACAGAUAAGUGGGGAAAGGGGACAUGUGUGGACUUUCGUUCUCUUUUUGUAAGAAACCGAUACUGGACUGAGCUGUUUAAAUAAAAAGUUGUUUUAAGUUGUGGUUCACAA